Vidua chalybeata is the source of this 1250-nucleotide messenger RNA. Its product is annotated as sulfotransferase 1B1-like. The transcript is spliced from 8 exons. The record is from RefSeq and is a predicted model, not a curated record. The coding region runs from base 246 to 1136 and encodes 296 amino acids. Gene Ontology annotation, molecular function: sulfotransferase activity. Gene Ontology annotation, cellular component: cytoplasm. Gene Ontology annotation, biological process: sulfation. Lineage: Eukaryota; Metazoa; Chordata; Aves; Passeriformes; Viduidae.
ACGCUAAGCACGGACAGCUCAUCCCAGGCAUUUGGGGACCGUCCUCAUUCCCACUUGCCCCUUCCCUGCACUCCUCCCACCGCAGCACCGGGACCAGGUCGCUCCAGGCUCCUGUCCCAGCGGUGUCCCCCGCCUCCCUGCGCCUCCAUCUUCCGUGCAGGGGAAGGAAAUUAAUAAAUCCCGCCCUGUAAGCGGCGGGCCAAGCUUUGCCUCCUCCCUGCCAGAGCACUCGGAAAAGAGGCAAGAUGGCCGAUUCGGACACCUACCUGCGGCAGCCCUGGCGCACCGUGCAUGGCAUCCCCAUGGUCAACGCCUUCGCCCUCAACUGGGAACGUGUUGACAGUUUCCAGACCCGCCCUGAGGACAUUGUGGUGGUCACCUACCCCAAAUCUGGCACCACCUGGGUCAGUGAGAUCGUGGACAUGGUCCUGAAAGGUGGAGACCCAGAAAAAUGCAAGCAGGAUGAUAUUGUGAACCGGGUGCCCAUGAUGGAGUGUGCUGCCCCUGGGAAGUUACCAGCAGGCACAGAGCAGCUGGAGGCCAUGCCAUCCCCUCGCAUCAUCAAGACCCACAUCCCAGCUCACAUCUUGCCCAAAUCCUUCUGGGAAAACCGCUGCAAGAUGAUCUAUGUGGGGCGCAACGCCAAGGACGUGGCUGUCUCCUACUACCACUUUGAUUUGAUGAACAAGUUCCAUCCACACCCUGGGACAUGGGCCCAGUAUCUGGAAGAGUUCAUGGCUGGCAGAGUGGCGUAUGGUCCCUGGUACGACCACGUCAAGGGCUACUGGGAGCGCAGGAAGGAUCACCCCAUUCUCUACCUCUUCUACGAGGACUUGAAGGAGGACCUCCGCCGGGAGAUUGCCAAGGUGGCCCAGUUCCUGGGGCAGAAGCUGUCGGAAGCGGCGCUGGACACCAUCACCCGACACACGUCCUUUGAGGCCAUGCGGGACAACCCUGCCACCAACUACACCAAGGUGCCCUCCGACCUCAUGGACCACAGUGUGUCGCCCUUCAUGCGCAAAGGCACCACCGGAGACUGGAAGAACCACUUCACCGUGGCCCAGAACGAGCGCUUUGACCAGGACUAUGCGCAGAAGAUGUCAGGCACCGACCUGUGCUUCCGCACUCAGAUCUGAGGGGACACCGCCGGACGCCCCCCAAAUCUGCCCUGUGCUGUGAUGGCACUGCUGCCAUUCCUUCCUCUUCCCUGGAGCUGCUGGAGAGAAAUAAAAUGCGCUCUCUGACACUGC